Theobroma cacao (cacao) is the source of this 2852-nucleotide messenger RNA. Its product is annotated as cytosolic Fe-S cluster assembly factor NBP35-like. Gene Ontology annotation, molecular function: ATP binding; ATP-dependent FeS chaperone activity; 4 iron, 4 sulfur cluster binding. NCBI's taxonomy places the organism in Eukaryota, Viridiplantae, Streptophyta, Magnoliopsida, Malvales, Malvaceae. The record is from RefSeq and is a predicted model, not a curated record. Gene Ontology annotation, biological process: iron-sulfur cluster assembly. Gene Ontology annotation, cellular component: cytosol.
UCCUCGCCUUAUUUAACGCCCAAAAACUCAGCUGGUUGCCGCCAUAGAAUUAGAAGCUCUCUAUUUUUCUCACAGCUAUUGUUCUUCAGCAAAACCAUCAGCCCAUGGCCAUGGCGAACGGAGAAAUCCCAGAAAACGCCAACGAACAUUGCCCGGGUCCUCAAUCGGAGUCAGCGGGUAAAUCCGAUGCCUGCCAAGGAUGCCCUAAUCAAGAAGUUUGUGCCACCACCCCUAAGGGCCCUGACCCUGACUUGGUUGCAAUUGCAGAAAGAAUGGCUACUGUUAAGCAUAAGAUACUGGUUUUAUCAGGGAAGGGAGGAGUUGGCAAGAGCACUUUCUCUGCCCAACUCUCAUUUGCGCUAGCAGCUAAGGAUUUCCAGGUGGGUCUACUGGACAUUGAUAUUUGUGGUCCAAGCAUUCCAAAAAUGCUUGGCUUAGAAGGUCAAGACAUUCACCAGAGCAACCUUGGGUGGUCUCCUGUUUAUGUUGAGUCCAACCUUGGAGUAAUGUCAAUUGGGUUCAUGCUUCCCGACCCUAAUGAAGCAGUUAUUUGGAGAGGACCUCGUAAAAAUGGGCUCAUCAAGCAAUUCCUAAAAGAUGUAUAUUGGGGAGAGCUCGAUUUUUUGGUUGUUGAUGCCCCACCUGGGACCUCUGAUGAGCACAUCUCAAUUGUCCAGUUCCUUCAGGCUACCGGAAUAGAUGGAGCAAUCAUUGUCACUACCCCACAGCAAGUGUCUUUGAUUGAUGUUCGUAAAGAAGUUAGUUUCUGUAAAAAAGUUGGAGUACCAGUUCUUGGAGUUGUUGAGAACAUGAGUGGCUUGUGUCAGCCAUUGACAGAUUUCAAGUUUUUGAGGAUGACAGAGACUGGUGAACAUACGGAUGUCACAGGGAAGGUUAUUGAAUAUAUGAGGGAGAAAGCACCUGAAAUGCUAGAUGUCAUUGCUGCCAAUGAAGUCUUUGAUAGCAGUGGUGGUGGUGCAGCAAAAAUGUGUAUGGAGAUGGGAGUACCAUUCCUCGGAAAGGUGCCAUUGGAUCCACAGCUUUGCAAGGCAGCUGAAGAAGGCAAAUCUUGCUUUACUGAACAGAAAUGCGGGGUCAGCGCACCUGCGUUGAAGAAUAUUAUUGAGAAACUGAUGGCAAAUUAUUGGCAUGAAGAAAUGUCAGUGGAGCAGUAGCUUAGAGUGAAGUAAUGUUGGGUUUCACCUGUUGAUCUUUGCGGAACAAAAUUGGGUAGCGAGUCAGGCAAUACUAUUUUUCCUGAAAUCAUAUGUUUGUGGAAUUUUUCUGUGGGGUGCAACGCUUGAGUCGUAGAAAUUAAAUAAUCAAAAGUGAGCUUGAAUUCUGAAGCUUUCUAGCUAUAAGUAAUUAGUUAAUUCUAUAUUUACUUUCAUAACUUAUACUUAAAUUCAUAACACCCUUAAAUCAAGGGUAGGUGGUGGGGAUGGAGGUGUUGAUAGGAUCACUCUGCGCCUAGAACUGAUCUAUAGGUCUACAUUUAUUCCCCCACUGUCCUUAAGUUUGUGGAUUGGAUCAAUAUCAGCUAUCUUCAUGAUUGCUUUUUGUGUCUUGCUUGACUGGUUUUAUGCCCUUAGUUGAUAUGAAAAGCUUUCAUCAUUUCAUUUGCAGCAGGUGACUGGUUAACAGUUAACCUAGAGUGGGCAUUAGAUCAUGUUGGUGACCUCUGAUCAUUUCCACCACUGAUGCAGCUACAGCCAGUGAAGUCCUUCCUUGGGCUGUGGAGGUAGACCACUAGAAAUGGUAUCUUUUGUUUUUUGAAUUCAAGUGCAAAGCUUCUAAGUUUUCUCCACCGUUAUUGUAGGAAUUUGAUAAAAAUUUCAAAUUGUGCAACAAAUCCAUUCGGAGCAAUUUAUAUCUACUCAGUUAUUUUUGCUUUGCUUCGCUUUCUGUCUGUAAUUUGACAGUCAAGAUUCAUUUUACUUGUAUUUAUUGAAGCUCCUCGUCUUAUCAAGGGCAUGAACAUUUGAGGCAUAUGUCAUGAUCCUUGUAUGGCAGGAGGUGAAGGCCACCCCUGUUAUACUGGUAGGGUUAUAUCAGUCAAAUGUGGGGAUUACACUAGAAGAGUUGGUAUCAACAACUGUGGAUGCAAUUAAGGAAGCAAUCACGUCAAUGUUCGGGUUAAGGACUAAAUGAGCAUUUUGGCUAGAGGAUGAAGACCAGCUUGUCUGGAGUCUUGACAGGGGACAUGCUUUUAAGAGAUCAUACACUCCACCUUGAUGAGGGUAUUUAGAGUCCUCAACUUCAGCACCUCGUGCAAUGAAAUUGGAGAAUUGUUUUCAGAUACUAUUAUACCAGCAGUGUAUUGCAGCCAUCACAAUUGAAUUGAGCCUUUACAACGAGGCUGAGUGCAUAGUUGUUGGCACUGAGGAUAAAACAUUGUGCACAGAAGAUGAUCUCAAUAAUAUUCUCAAUCGCUGUGGCUUGGCAUGGUUAAGAGACAGAAAUGGAUAUAGAUGCAAGGAUACUUUGGAUUAUCUCCAAUCUGGUGCAGACCAGGGCCUAGGACACAAAAAACUUUGAGCCAUCGACUCAAGCAAAUCCCAGCCCCAGUACAGGCAGGCACGCAUAAAGAUUAUCAAAUGAUGUUAUGAGGUAAUAUCAUUGAAAUCGACAUCACAAGAUUUCUAUUUGUACGGUAGUCUAUGUGCUGUAUGUCAGCUGAGAAUUUAGAUAGAUUCUUUAUCAUCUGGUUUAAUCUUUUAUGUUAUAAAUAUUGGUGUAUAGUGCACUGCCUCAAAUCAGCUAUCUUUGAACAGCUUUAUGUUUUGUGAACCUCAUUUGCCUGAACAUCUUAUUCAACAUACAUAGUGGGUAGGUGGCCCCAACUUUUUGUC